AUGGGCCCCGCCGCCGCUGCGGCUCCGCCGACCCCCGGCGGCGCGGUCCCCGCGGUCCCGCCUGCCCCCGCCGACACCGUGGUUCCCGGCUCCGCCACCCCACCCACCCUCGGCAUCGCGGUUCCCACAGCUCAGCUCCCCUACACCCCCUCCGUGCCGCCCGCGCCGCCUUGGUGCCCCACAGGCUCCGCUUUCCCGGCGCCCGUGGUGCCGCCGGCCCCGCCGCCGCCGCCAUCCAGCGACACCGAUCUGUGCGGUGCGGCGCGGCCCGAUCCGAAAUGCCCGCUGCCGUACACCACUCCCCCAUGCUGCCCUGCGGCGCUGACGCCAUCCACGAAUGCGCAGUCACAAUUUCUGUCGCCGGCGCUCCUGCCUCUGUCGUCCCCGGGCCCCCCGUGCCACCCCCCCAUGCCAGCCUCUCAAACCGCGGAGGGGGAGAGUAAGGACGGGCACGGGACCCCGGCUCUACAACUGCUGACACCCGCGUCGCCUCUGCCACCGCCCAGCCCAGCCACUGUCCAGUCCCCGCCAUGCGUCUUCACGUCCCCGCGUCCACCACCGAAGCCGCCCGACACCGGCACACGGCCCCCGCCUGUCUCUGCCCCGCUGCUAACACCGGCACAGAUCCCGUCUGUAUCCGCUACGCCAGCAACUCUCCCCGACAACGCGAAACAGCGACAGCCACGGCCCCCGCGCACCGAUUAUUUACCAAAUUCACCAAAACCCCUACUAGGGAGGGACUUAUUGGAGAACUUGGGGGCUGUAUUAAAGUUUAACAAAGAUCAAUUGGAGUUUCAAGUAAAUGAAGAACAACUGAUUACAGCUUUAAGCCUAACGAUCAGUUGUGUAGAGCCUAAACCUGAAAGCCACAAUUUCGAGCAAAUCCUGAGCAAGGCGUACCCAUUGGUGUGGGCUACUGAUAUACCUGGAAAAUCAAAACAAGCAGCACCGAUUGUCGUUGAACUUAAAGCUGGGACAAAACCGGUGAAAAAGAAACAAUACCCUCUGAGGAUAGAAGAUAGGAAAGGGAUUGAGCCCACAAUCAGAAGGUUUAUGGAACUGGGGUUAUUGGUAGAAUGCGAAUCAGAUUUUAAUACACCAAUCCUGCCAGUCAAGAAACCUAAUGGAACCUAUAGGUUAGUCCAGGAUUUGAGAGCAGUAAAUGAAAUAACUAAGGCAUUGCAUCCGGUAGUUGCUAACCCAUACACGCUUUUGACCAGACUGAAGGAGAAUUUGGCCUGGUUCACCGUAUUAGAUUUAAAAGACGCGUUCUUUUGCCUCCCCUUAGCUCUCGAGAGUCAAAGGAUUUUUGCCUUCGAGUGGGAAUCUGUAGAUAGUGGAAGAAAGACCCAACUCACCUGGACAGUGUUGCCCCAAGGGUGGUGCAAUUCCCCUACGGUUUUUGGGAAUCAGUUAGCCAAGGAACUAGAACAGUGGGAAAGGCCGCUGGGAGAUGGCACCCUUCUGCAGUACGUAGACGACCUCCUAAUAGCAACAGCGACAGAGGAAGAAUGCAUUGAAUGGACUAUUUCCUUGCUGAAUUUCCUGGGUUUAAGUGGAUAUAGAGUCUCUCAACAGAAAGCACAGCUGGUACAGAAACAAGUGGUGUACCUGGGAUACGAAGUCUCCAAAGGACAGCGAUCCCUGGGAGCAGCUAGGAAAGAGGCCAUCUGCCAGAUGCCCAAACCAGAGACGGUGAGAGAUCUGCGUGCCUUUUUGGGGAUGACAGGUUGGUGUCGGCUAUGGAUCUACUCGUACGGGAUACUUGCUAAACCACUGUAUGAUUUGUUGAAGGGGACUAAGAACAUCCUAGUUUGGACUCCCGAGGCAGAAGAAGCCUUCAAGAAGCUGAAGAUGGAACUAAUGAGAGCACCAGCCUUAGGUCUCCCAGAUGUAUCAAAACCAUUCUGGCUGUUCUCCCACGAACGACAAGGGAUGGCCUUAGGAGUCCUAGCACAGCAGCUGGGACCACACAAGAGAGCUGUGGCCUACUUCUCUAAGCGAUUGGAUGAAGUAAGUAAAGGAUGGCCAAGCUGUCUGAGGGCAGUGGCCGCAGUGAUAAUUAACAUAGAAGAGGCCAGGAAGCUCACGCUGGGCCAAAAGGUGACUGUACUAGUAUCCCACACCGUGUCGGCUGUGCUGGAACAGAAAGGCAACCAUUGGUUGUCGCCUUCCAGAUUCCUAAAAUACCAGGCCGUUCUGGCUGAAUCAGAUGAUGUAACCAUUCAGGUAACUAACAUUGUGAACCCAGCUUCAUUUCUAGAAGGAAGAGCCCCGGCAGAACCCAUCGAACACAACUGCCUGGAAACAAUUGAAGCUGUCUAUUCCAGUCGCCCGGACCUCAAAGAAGAGCCGUUCGAAGAUGCGGACAACUGGUUCUCGGAUGGCAGCAGCUUCGUGAAGCAAGGAGUAAGAAUGGCUGGUUAUGCAGUCACUACUACAGAAAGGGUAAUUGAGUCGAACCCCUUGCCCACAGGAACUUCAGCCCAGAAGGCAGAACUGAUAGCUCUGACUCGAGCUCUGGAAUUGGCAGAGAACAUGCAAAUCAAUAUAUGGACAGACUCUAAAUAUGCCUUUUCUGUUGUACAUGCUCAUGGGGCCAUCUGGAAAGAAAGAGGACUGUUGACUACACAAGGAAAAACAGUUAAACAUGCAGAGGAGGUUCUGCGAUUGCUAGAGGCGGUCCAACUCCCAGCUCAAGUGGCCAUAAUGCAUUGUAAGGGACAUCUGACAACAAAGCGGUGUAGAGGCACUGGGUUGAGAGAAGAUUUCGCGGCUGUCGCUGGCGUGCCGCGCGGCUGUCCCGCGAAAUGUGGCACGGCCGGCACUGCGCGGGAGCCGCCGCGCGGGGGCGUCUUCCCGCGCCGGGGCCGCCGCCGCCGGUCCCUCGCCGCGCACUCCGCGGCCGCCGCCCGGCCGCGCUUUGCUGUUCCCCGCUGCCUGCGGGGACACGUCCCCGCCGCCGGGUCGGGCGCGCGCUCUGCUGAUUCCCGGUUCGGCUCCCGCCCCGCUUCACCUGCCGGGCCGGCCGGCCUGACUCACCACUCACGUUGCCAAGCAGUAGAAAAGCCUCCGGUGUGA
Poecile atricapillus (Black-capped chickadee) is the source of this 3081-nucleotide messenger RNA. RefSeq lists its product as uncharacterized. The record is from RefSeq and is a predicted model, not a curated record. Gene Ontology annotation, molecular function: RNA-DNA hybrid ribonuclease activity; nucleic acid binding. The coding region runs from base 1 to 3081 and encodes 1026 amino acids. NCBI's taxonomy places the organism in Eukaryota, Metazoa, Chordata, Aves, Passeriformes, Paridae. The transcript is spliced from 3 exons.